AUGUCUAAUAAUGUAAUUGUCGGAAUCUUCACCGGAAUUAACAUCAGCGCCGAACACGCGGUAGCCACAGCCACUUCCCAGAAAGCGGCAUUGGAGGCGGCCAUCAAUGCCGCGGAAUAUUACAUGAAAGCGCUGCGCCUGGCAGCCCCCGACGAUAAAAAACAGCUCGACACAAAAUGCAAAGAAUUACUGUCCAAAGCCGAGAAGAUCAAAGCUGCUACUGACUGGCAAUCUGUUGCUCGUGCGGGGCCCCAGAAAGCCUUCCCUAGCUUACGGCCACCGGCAUCCACGCGGAAGCUCACCACUCGUGAAGAAAUCAUCAUCCUUGAAGGCGCCAAACUUAACGGCUAUAUUUUCCCACCAUGGAGUCGUGCGCCGCUUCAGGAUGAAUUUGUAUAUAAAGGACAGCCUUUUACGGAUGCGCCUGAUUUACACCUCUCCGAAUGCCAAAGAGAAAAUUUUGCAGGCUGGAAAAGGCCUCGUGAUCUGCUAUGGACAAAGAAUGUGGCUAACCAGACGCAUGAUGCAAUUGACCCAGCUAUGUCAGCUUCGGGGCAGACAGAUCUUGUGCAGGAUGUCUUGACAGACUGCUCAGUAGUUGCGAGCCUCUGUGCUACAACAUCUCGAUCGGAGCGAGGUCUAGGGCAGCAUGCAUCGCCAACAUUGUACCCUUGCAGUGAGGAAAAGAACCCGGAACUUUCGCCUUCUGGAAAGUACAUAUUUCGCUUUUACUUCAAUGGAUCUUUCCGAAAGGUAGUGAUAGAUGAUCGAUUGCCGUCCUCGAAGACUACACGCUCGCUUCACGUAAUUGAUCGAAAUAACUCGAACUUUUUGUGGCCUGCUCUUGUGGAAAAGGCCUACUUGAAAGUCCGCGGAGGCUAUGAUUUCCCAGGAAGUAACUCAGGGACCGACCUUUGGGUGCUUACUGGUUGGAUUCCGGAACAAGUCUUUUUACAUCACGAUGAUUCGACCUCCGAUGAGAUCUGGGGACGUUUAUACAAUGCCUUUUGGCAUGGUGAUGUGAUUUUGACUAUCGGUACUGGGAAGCUGACUGAACGGGAACAACAAGGCCUGGGGCUAGUGGGCGAGCACGAUUAUGCGAUCCUGGACAUGAAGGAAAUCCAUGGUCGUCGCCAGUUUCUUUUGAAGAACCCGUGGGCUGGCGCAGAACCCAACAUGCAAAGCAAUAUUACGGCCGAUCUCAGCUCACUCGACCUGAAUGAUAAACCUCCCCUUUCUCCAGGAAAAUUCUGGAUGGACUGUGAACAAGUCCUUCAAAAUUUCGAGAACCUUUACCUUAACUGGAAUCCCGGUUUGUUCAAGUAUCGCGAGGACAUACAUUUCACUUGGGAUUUGUCGCAUGGUCGAGUUAUCGCCGGCUGCUUCGUGAAGAAUCCCCAAUUCUCCAUCUCAAGUGAUUCAGGGGGAACAGUCUGGCUGCUGCUGGGGAAGCAUUUCAAGACGGACCAGCAACAGUUCAGCUCUGCAGGAUCAGAAAAUGAAACAGGAUUCAUCAGCAUCUACAUAUUCAGAGCAGAUGGCCGAAGAGUGUCUCUCAGUGACGGUGCGCUCCAUCGCGGGCCAUACGUGGACUCUCCCAACACGCUUAUGAGGCUGGAAAUGCCUCCCAAGUCGACAUACACCGCAGUGGUCUCGGAGCAAUCGCUUCCAUCAUCCACCCAAAAUUUCACCCUCUCUGCAUUUUCAACUGCCCCUGUCUCUGUGGCACCAUCGCUAGAUAAGUAUCUAUGCUUGACCAAGGCAAAUGGUUGCUGGACAGCAAUGACAGCAGGCGGAAAUGCCGAGUCACCUCGAUAUCAUUCCAAUCCACAAUUCAGUAUCAGAAUUUCCGAACCGACAGACGUCUCAAUAUUGCUCGAAACCACUGAAGCAGAGCUAGCAACCCACGUGAAAAUCUUCUGGUCAAACGGGCAACGAGUAUCGCGUGUGCGAAGCCGAGACAUCAUUGCAGAUAGUGGCGAUUACCGUCGGGGAUGUGCGUUGGCCGAGACCAAGUCCCUGGAAAGAGGAAUUUACACUAUAGUCUGCUCUACAUUUGCGCCUGACCAGCUUGGCUGCUUUACGUUAUGGAUUUCGUCCACCAUCCCGUGUGUAGUCCAGCCCUUGGUUUCCGAGUCUGCUGGACGGCGCACCGUCCUAUCCGAAGUAGGAGUUCUGCCACCGGGCAAGGACCGGAUGCUGGCAUCGCUGCAAGUCCCUCGUUUGACACGAACCCGACUUAUUGCGAGAAGUAAGCGGUCCAUGAUCGGAUCUCGUGCCGUUGCUCCGUCUCCUGUGCUCAUGACCGUAGAGCUGGGCCAGGGACCAUAUAAGGAGAUACUGGCCACCUCAGAGGAUGGAACCCACAGCGAUGCUGCGUCUGGGGUACGAGUUGAUGAUUUUGAUUUGCUACCUAGCCCUGAAUCACGCUAUGUAUGGAUCGUCAUUGAGCGUAUUGGGGGUCCGGGAGGGCAGGUGGAGGAUCAUCUCGAAGUGGAAGCAUUGGCAGAGGAAAAAGUAGAGAUUGGAAAGUGGGCAAUUGAAGAUGAAUGA
Molecule: messenger RNA, 2553 nt
Organism: Penicillium coprophilum
Lineage: Eukaryota; Fungi; Ascomycota; Eurotiomycetes; Eurotiales; Aspergillaceae
Product: calpain-like protease PalBory
Exons: 4
Coding region: 1-2553 (850 amino acids)
Biological process (GO): proteolysis
Molecular function (GO): calcium-dependent cysteine-type endopeptidase activity
Source: RefSeq, a predicted model, not a curated record